AUGUCGAGAUUCAGUAAGUUAUUGUCUCUUUCCCAAAGGGCUCUUCCAAGGAAGUCACCUUCUCACUUGAGUCGCCCUUGGACUGGCUGCUGUGCCGCCUCUUCGCGAUUGUUCUCAUCCACAGCUUCCCCUUCUUCCCAAGAACCUUCCAUCCUUAAAUCUUCUUCCCCGGCUUCUUCCACAGCGGCUGCUCCUGCUACUGGUACAACAACCAUGGAGACACCUACCGUCGCCAGAGCGAAAGCUGCUUUAGAAGCCAUUUCUGGCACCCACCCAAUUUACAUGGACUUUCAAGCAACCUCUCCUCUCGACUACCGCGUGCUCGACAGCAUGCUACCCUACCUUACAGGCGUGUACGGAAACCCUCACAGCCGUACCCACGAGUAUGGAUGGGAGGCUGAAAAGGCUGUAGAAGGAGCUCGUGAGGAGGUCGCCGCUGUUAUCAAGGCCGAUCCCCGUGAGAUUAUCUUCACUUCUGGUGCCACAGAGUCCAAUAACACGAUUCUCAAGGGCGUGGCCCGCUUUUAUCAAAACAGAAAAAAGCACAUUAUUUCCGUUCAAACCGAACACAAGUGUGUUCUUGAUUCUUUGCGUACUCUCCAGGAAGAAGGCUUUGAUGUCACGUUUCUUCCCGUUCAAACAAACGGCUUGAUUAGCCUUGACGAUCUAAAGAAGGCUAUCCGUCCCGAUACCGUACUCGUAAGUGUCAUGGCUGUCAAUAAUGAGAUUGGUGUGAUUCAGCCUCUUGAGGAAAUUGGAAAGAUCUGCCGAGCUAAUAAGGUGUUCUUCCACACUGAUGGUGCCCAAGGUUUUGGCAAAAUUCCUCUGGACGUUGACCGUAUGAAUAUCGAUUUGAUGUCUAUUUCAGGCCACAAGAUUUAUGGACCCAAGGGUGUAGGUGCUGCUUUUAUUCGUCGUCGCCCCCGUGUCCGUCUUUCACCUUUGUUGAGCGGAGGUGGCCAAGAACGUGGUCUUCGAAGUGGUACCUUGGCUCCUCCUUUAAUUGUGGGAUUCGGUACUGCUGCCCGCCUUUGCAGGGAAGAAAUGGCUUAUGACCACGAACAUAUCUCUAAGCUCUCAAAGCGUUUGAUUGAUGGUCUUUUGGCUAUUCCAUACACUUCUCUUAAUGGUGAUCCUAAAUCAAGGUUCCCCGGCUGUGUGAACAUUUCUUUCUCUUACGUUGAAGGUGAGUCUUUGUUGAUGGGUCUCAAGAACAUUGCUCUUUCCUCUGGUUCCGCCUGUACUUCUGCUUCUUUGGAGCCUUCCUAUGUUCUUCGUGCCAUUGGUCAAAAUGAUGAAGAUGCUCAUAGCUCUAUUCGAUUUGGUAUUGGUAGAUACACGACAGAGGCUGAAGUCGAUUACGCCCUUGCCAACGUGCACAAUCAAAUUGAUUUCCUUCGAAACUUGAGUCCUUUGUGGGAUCUUGUACAAGAAGGAGUUGAUCUUAGUACCAUUGAAUGGAGUUCACACUAA
Messenger RNA from Schizosaccharomyces osmophilus, 1473 nucleotides. It is a transcript of the gene nfs1, whose product is annotated as mitochondrial [2Fe-2S] cluster assembly and tRNA modification cysteine desulfurase Nfs1. The record is from RefSeq and is a predicted model, not a curated record. Lineage: Eukaryota; Fungi; Ascomycota; Schizosaccharomycetes; Schizosaccharomycetales; Schizosaccharomycetaceae. Bases 1 to 1473 code for a protein of 490 amino acids. Gene Ontology annotation, molecular function: cysteine desulfurase activity; pyridoxal phosphate binding. Gene Ontology annotation, cellular component: nucleus; mitochondrion; cytosol. The transcript has a single exon. Gene Ontology annotation, biological process: [2Fe-2S] cluster assembly.